GUUUUUGGAGCUGUCACAAUUCGGGAUCAUGGCGACGGGUCGUGGAAUUUCUAGAGUGUUUAAUGCCAAUUAUUUGCGACUCCUCGCCAAUCGCACAGUCUUUUCCGUGCAGAAACGAGAGAUUAGUGUGUGUAUUGUGUGCCACAGUCAGAAUGGUGUGUGUCCGGACGGUGUCCUGGCCGGGAAGCGUGGUGCUAAAGGGACCUUCUAUCGGGGAUUCCACAGCAGCGGCCGCGUGCUGGGCCCCAACUACUAUGACAUUCUGGGCGUGACCAAGGGCGCCUCGGCAAAGGAGAUCAAGAAGGCCUACUAUGACUUGGCGAAGAAGUAUCAUCCGGACACGAACAAGGACGAUCCCAAUGCCGGCAAGAAGUUCCAGGAGGUCUCAGAGGCGUACGAGGUGCUGAGCGACGACACGAAGCGUCGCGAGUACGACACCUUCGGGCAGACGUCCGAGCAGAUGGGCAGAGCCGGUGGCGCCACUCACGGGCCACAGGGCUUCUCGCAGCACUGGCAAUUCCGCUCCACCAUCGAUCCCGAGGAGCUCUUCCGCAAGAUCUUCGGCGACGGCGGCUUCCGCACGGGCCAGGACGAUUUCGCCGAAUCGCAGUUCGGCUUCGGCGCCGCGCAGGAGAUCAUCGUGAAGCUGUCGUUCGCCCAGGCGGCGCGCGGCGUGCACAAGGACUUGGACGUGAAUGUCGUGGACACGUGCCCCAAGUGCAGAGGCUCCCGCUGCGAGCCGGGCACGAAGCCUGGCCGCUGUCAGUACUGCAACGGCACAGGAAUGGAAACCAUCUCCACCGGGCCCUUCGUGAUGCGCUCCACAUGCCGCUACUGCCAGGGCACGCGGCAGUACAUCAAGUACCCCUGCGUGGAGUGCGAGGCCAAGGGCCAGACGGUGCAGAGACGCAAGAUCACAGUGCCUGUGCCGGCGGGUGUUGAGGACGGACAGACGGUGCGCAUGAGUGUGGGCAGCAAGGAACUCUUCAUCACAUUCAGGGUGGAAAAGAGCACGUACUUCCGCCGGGACGGAGCUGAUGUGCACACAGAUGCAGCCAUCUCGCUGUCACAGGCUAUUCUGGGCGGCACAAUACGCGUCGAGGGCGUGUACGAGGAUCAGGUGAUACAGAUAAUGCCCGGCACGUCGUCGCACACGCGCAUCUGUCUCUCCAACAAGGGCCUGAAGCGCGUGAACUCCUACGGACACGGACAUCACUAUGUGAACGUGAAGAUCCUCGUGCCGACGAAGCUCAGCGCAGAGCAGAAGGCAUUGGUGCAAGCGUACGCGGAGCUGGAGCAGGAUACGCCGGGCCAGAUCAUGGGUGUGACUUUCAAGAAGGACGGAACCAAAGAAGCGUACUCUGAGCCGCAGAACUUGACGAAGAUCGUGCGCGAGGCCCUCGAGAAGCUGAAGGAGUGCCCAAAGGAUGAUUCCAGCAGCGACAAGGAGCCCUUCAGGGAAGACGCCAAGGCCAAGAAGGAGGCAGAAUCUACCACGGACGACGACGUGGCCAAGAGGAGGAUUUAGGGCAGAAGGAGGGAGGUGUGCUUAGUCGAUAGAGCCAUGAUGAGAAGGGAGAGGAAGAGAG
Molecule: messenger RNA, 1589 nt
Organism: Phlebotomus argentipes
Lineage: Eukaryota; Metazoa; Arthropoda; Insecta; Diptera; Psychodidae
Product: protein tumorous imaginal discs, mitochondrial-like
Exons: 4
Coding region: 29-1528 (499 amino acids)
Biological process (GO): negative regulation of apoptotic process; response to heat; protein folding
Cellular component (GO): mitochondrion
Molecular function (GO): heat shock protein binding; ATP binding
Source: RefSeq, a predicted model, not a curated record